Molecule: messenger RNA, 978 nt
Organism: Symbiodinium sp. CCMP2456
Lineage: Eukaryota; Dinophyceae; Suessiales; Symbiodiniaceae
Source: the annotation of a GenBank genome assembly
AUGACGAAGCCAGACACGCCCUACCAACGCCUGACUGCUGCGGCAGCCCAGGUAACGAUUGAUGCAACGUAUGACGACCUUGUCGUGCAGACCGACGUACAAGGCUUACGCGAACUGGUCGAGCGAAAUCGUGACGUUUUGGUAAAUGCACGCACACACUUGGGGCCGGAGUGCUGCGUUCCGCUGGUGAACGAGCGUGACUUCUUUGCCAAUAACAGUAACAACAUCGUCUACCUUCGCGAUCUAGGCAGGCUGUUUCGCGCCGAAGGGAUCUUGGCUGGUUUCGAGAAACGUUAUGAAGAUGCCGCUCAGGUGGGUCUCGAUCUGCUGCAGCUGAGCAAUGCCACCAGCCGGGGCGGCCUGAAGGUAGAUCACAUGACCAGUUGGAUGAUCACGCUGCAAGGAAUUGAUGUCAUCCGUCGUUGGCGCACGGCGUACGAAGCGACGUUUUGCUCGCGAUUGUUGGCUGCGGUUUUAACGCUGGAUGCCCAGCGCGAUUCGUGGGAAGUGGUCGUGCAGCGCGAUCGCGAAUGGGAAAUUGCCGUCGACUAUGAAGAGGAACCGAUCGAUUGGUCCGAAGCCGAACUUUCGGACGAAGACAAAGCGAAGAUGUCAGCAGAGGAAAUCGCCGACUACGAAGCGAUGAUCGAAGAUGCCCAGAACAUGUCGGACGACGAGCGCGUCGAAAUGAACGACUUGUGCGAAAACCGACACAUCUGCGUGAUGCGAUUGCUGAUGGUCGAUUUAGCCAUUCGCGUCUAUCAGGGAAUGACCGAGAGCUAUCCGGAAACACUGGAACAAUUGGUGCCAGGCGUGCUGGAAACGGUUCCACUCGAUCCCUUCACGCAGGACGAUUUCAUCUACCAGCCGAUGUUGAUUGUGCCGCGUCGAGCCGAUGACUUUCUGCUUUACAGCCCCGGGCCAAGUCAGCAAGAUCAUGGAGCGACGUUCGGCCCCUUCCCUGCCGUUGCGGCUGGA